Molecule: messenger RNA, 3571 nt
Organism: Darwinula stevensoni
Lineage: Eukaryota; Metazoa; Arthropoda; Ostracoda; Podocopida; Darwinulidae
Source: the annotation of a GenBank genome assembly
AACAUGUCGCCCUGCACGACAAAGGAAGGGAAGGAGUGGUUGUACUGCUGCCGCGAAAUGUUUUAGCACCCAUAGAUAUCGCAGGGGCAUAACUGGAAGUGAGAGUAGGAAUGGAAGAGGUGGAAAAUGUUCGUGUUGUUGUAAGAGUGAGGCCCAUGAAUGAGGCGGAGGUACAGGCCAAUUAUGAGAAUGCAGUGGAAGUGGAUUCUGCCAAAGGCUCUUUGUCCCUCAUGCCGCCCAACAAAGCCUCUGAACCUCCCAAGGUUUUCACUUUCGACUUGGUAUUUGGCCCAGACAGCAAGCAGGUGGAUGUGUACAACUCAGCAGCCCGUCCAAUCGUUGAAAAUGUGCUUGAAGGAUACAAUGGCACAAUUUUCGCUUAUGGCCAGACUGGAACAGGAAAAACAUUCACCAUGGAAGGGGAUCGUGCUGUUCCAGAAUUGCGAGGCAUAAUUCCCAACUCCUUUGCUCAUAUUUUUGGGCACAUUUCCAGAUGUGAAGAUAACAAAAACUUUCUGGUUCGAGUGUCAUAUUUGGAGAUCUACAAUGAAGAAGUGAGAGAUCUCUUAAUGAAAGGAAAGAGGACAAACUUGGAAGUGAGAGAACGAGCUGACAUUGGAGUCUAUGUGAAAGACUUGUCUGCUUAUGUUGUCAACAAUGCUGAUGACAUGGAUCGAAUAAUGACUGUGGGGAAUAAGAACCGUGUUGUGGGAUGGACGAAGAUGAAUGAGCACAGUUCUCGUUCUCAUGCAAUCUUCAUGAUCACAGUGGAAAGCAGUGAGAGGGGUGUAGAUGGGCAGCAGCAUGUUCGCAUGGGAAAGCUAAACUUGGUGGACUUGGCUGGCUCUGAACGCCAGAGUAAGACAGGUGCGACUGGAGAGAGAUUCAAAGAGGCAACAAAGAUCAACCUCUCCCUAUCCACCUUAGGAAAUGUGAUCUCAUCUUUGGUUGAUGGGAAAAGCACUCAUAUCCCUUAUAGGGAUUCCAAGCUCACUCGCUUACUCAUGGAUUCUCUUGGUGGCAAUGCAAGGACUGUUAUGUGUGCCAAUGUGGGUCCAGCCAACUAUAACUAUGAAGAGACCCUGAGCACACUGAGGUAUGCUAAUCGAGCCAAGAAUAUUAAGAACAGAGCACAUAUAAAUGAAGAUCCAAAAGAUGCUCUCUUGCGACAAUUCCAGAAGGAGAUUGAAGAGUUACGUCAGCAACUUGAAGAAGGAAGUGAAGGCAGUGAUGCAGAAGAACCAGGAGGAAAUGAGGGAGAAGAUGAAAGAGGACUGGAAAAUGAAGGAGAGAAGAGGAAGAAGAGAUUCAAAAGAAGAAGUAGCAUACUGCAAAUACAGGAUAUAAUGGCUCAAAUGGAAGAAGAGAAGAGAUUAUUGGCAGAGAAAAAGGACAUGGAAGAAGAAGAGAGGCAGAGAAUCUCUAUGCAGCUCAAAAAACAGGAAGAAGACCUUCAGAUAGCCCAAUCAGAAAGGAAUCAGCUACUUGGAAAGCUUCAUAACCUGGAAAAGAAGAUUAUCAUAGGAGGAGAGAAUCUCCUGGAGAAAGCUGAAGAGCAAGAGAGACUACUGGAGGAAUCUGCUCGAGAGCUCCAAGAACGAAAACAGAAGGAAACAGAACUCACUAAAGCAAUAGGAGAAAAGGAAGCUGAAAGACUGGAUAUAGAGGAAAAAUACUCAUCUCUGCAAGAGGAGGCAGCUGGGAAGACAAAAAAACUGAAGAAGCUAUCACACCAUCUCCUUUCAGUCAAAAGUGAACUGGAAGAUUUGAAAGAAGAACAUCAGAGAGAAAUGGAAGGUUUGAUGGAAAAUGUGCGAGAGCUGUCUCGGGAACUCCAGUUGCAGUCCCUCAUCAUUGAUGCCUUUAUACCUCAUCGAUACCAGGACUUGAUUGAUGAGAACAUCCAUUGGAGUGAGGACAUAGGUGAAUGGCAAUUGAAAUGCGUUGCAUACACAGGCAAUAACAUGCGGAAGAUCUCGUCUCCCAAUGAGAUGUCCAAUGCCAAGCAUAUAUUUGAACCAGACCUUUCUUCAGUGUAUCUGUCCUACACACCUGAUGGACCACGAAACCCUGUCCGUCCCAAGUCACACCGUCCCAAGACAGCUGCUGGCAGGCCAAAGUCCUCCAAAAGAUGAAGGCUCAACUUGCAGCCUGCACUGUUCUUUUUACUCUAUUGUUCUACACUCAUGUGGUAUUUCAAUAUAUCCUGGGAACCCUAAACAUCCUAAAAUUACUGAUCUCAUACUUCCACUAGUACAGAAUGGUAGAUGGGUUUAUUUUGAUCUAAGGGCAUUUCAGAAAAGGAAGCUCAUUCUUGUUUGUUCUUCACUGUGUUACUCCUAGUCCAUCACCAAUGAAUCUAGUGCAGUGUGAUAAAUGAAUAUUUUUGUGAUCUCAUGCAUCUCGUCAUAUUUAUUUCAUAUUCACCAAGUUGAUCUUGGUUCUCCAACUGUGUGUAAUAUUGAAUAGACAAGUCUAUUCUUUCUUUCUUUUUAUCCUCAUAUGUGAAACUUUGUGUUUUAAAUUAUAUCUUAAAAUUGAAGCUGCUCCCCUUUCAUUUUUUCCAGCAAUUUGAUUGCUAGGCUUGCAUCACUGCAAGUUGGGUAAAUGGCUGAUGCAAAAAAAUGUUCACUUAUUUGAAGUGUAAUUGCAUUUAGUUGAAUUCUUUGUGAUUUUCAAGCUUAAUGCUGACCUGGCUGAUACUGAAGUGAUCUUUUAAUUGUAACUAUGUUUUGUGUUUUGGAGGGUUUAGGAGCCACCCCACCGCUAGCAAAUUCUCCCUGGGCCCACCACUUUAUUCAGCUAGAGUUCAAGAGUGUGCAAUGAUACUACUUGAAUUGUAUGCAAGAAUAGUUUAUAUCUCUUUUUACAGGGUUAGUCAAUAAUCUGGAAUGAAGGUGGAAAAUUAAUAUUUUUUGUCUCUUUUUCAAUGAAAAUAGCACUGACAAAGUGUUGAAGUGAUACUUUUAUAUGAAAAUGGAACUGUGUGAGAAGUUCCUGAGAUAUUUAACGACAAUCAUCAGGACUGUCUUCCAAUUUCUCACAGUGCUAUAGUAAAGUUGGUGUCUAAGUUCAGAGAAACCAGCUAUGUAAUCGAUAAACCAUGGAGUGUACAGCCCUAAUAGCGACUGAUGAGGCAAUGAUCACUAUUGUGUUGGAGAAGUUCUUCCUCAGUCCAGAGAAAUCCACUAUAAGAAUGUCAUUGUGUGAAAUUUGAGGAUGGUCCUGUUGAUUGUUGUUAAAUAUCUCAGAAACUUUCCACGCAGUUUCACCUCUGUGCAAAAGUAUUCUUCAAUACAUUAAUUUGUCAGUGCAAUUUUGUUUGAAAAAGAGACAAAUAAUAAUAAUUUUCCCCCUUCAUUCCAGACUUUUCUCUAACCCUGCAGAAAGGUUGUCCUUCUAAAUUAGCUCAACCUUCAGAUUGUGAUCAUACAAUGGAUUGCUGUAUCCCUUCACCAUGUUGUAUAAAUCUAUUGUGGUCCAAGAAUGACCAACAACAUUUUUCUAUAACCAUUUUGAAUGGAGAUCUACUCCCAAAUUCGACUUUUGAGUUGUUUGCAAAAUCCUUGCC